Panicum hallii is the source of this 1494-nucleotide messenger RNA. RefSeq names its product probable glucuronosyltransferase Os01g0926700. Gene Ontology annotation, biological process: glucuronoxylan biosynthetic process; plant-type secondary cell wall biogenesis. Gene Ontology annotation, molecular function: glycosyltransferase activity. The record is from RefSeq and is a predicted model, not a curated record. NCBI's taxonomy places the organism in Eukaryota, Viridiplantae, Streptophyta, Magnoliopsida, Poales, Poaceae. Bases 39 to 1301 code for a protein of 420 amino acids. The transcript has 2 exons.
AAGGAGACACAGCUGCUGCCAAGGGGCUUGUGAGGAUCAUGAAGAUGAGGCCAGUCUUGGCCAUCGCCAUUCUUGGCACUGCUGCUGCAGCAGUGCUCUUCCGUGGGUCCCUGGCGCAGGAGGUGAAGCAGGAUCAUCAUACAGAGAGGAUAUCAGGCAGUGCCGGUGAUGUUCUGGAGGACGACCCUGUCGGCCGGCUCAAGGUCUACGUCUACGACCUCCCGGCCAGAUACAACACAGCGCUGCUGGAGAAGGACCCGCGGUGCCUGACGCACAUGUUCGCCACGGAGGUGUUCGUGCACCGGUCCCUCCUCUCCAGCGCCGUCCGCACCCUGGACCCCGAGGACGCCGACUGGUUCUUCGUGCCCGUGUACACCACCUGCGACCUCACCGCCUCGGGCCACCCGAUGCCCUUCGACUCGCCGCGGAUGAUGCGCAGCGCGAUCCGCCUCGUCGCCGAGCGCUGGCCGUACUGGAACCGCUCCGAGGGCGCCGACCACUUCUUCGUCACGCCGCACGACUUCGGGGCCUGCUUCCACUUCAAGGAGGAGAAGGCCGUGGCGCGCGGGAUCCUCCCGCUGCUCCGGCGCGCCACGCUGGUGCAGACGUUCGGGCAGAGGCGCCACGCGUGCCUCAAGGGCGGCUCCAUCACCGUCCCGCCGUACGCGCCGCCGGCGCGGAUGGAGGCGCGGCUCCUGCCCCCCGGGACCCCGCGCUCCGUCUUCGUCUACUUCCGCGGCCUCUUCUACGACUCCGGCAACGACCCCGAGGGCGGGUACUACGCGAGGGGCGCCCGCGCGUCGGUGUGGGAGAACUUCCGGAGCAACCCGCUGUUCGACAUCUCGACGGAGCACCCGGCGACGUACUACGAGGACAUGCAGCGGGCGGUGUUCUGCCUGUGCCCGCUGGGGUGGGCGCCGUGGAGCCCCCGGCUGGUGGAGGCGGUGGUGUUCGGCUGCAUCCCCGUGGUCAUCGCGGACGACAUCGUGCUGCCCUUCGCCGACGCCAUCCCGUGGGCGGACAUCGGCGUGUUCGUCGCCGAGGAGGAUGUCCCGAGGCUGGACACCAUCCUCACCUCCAUCCCGGCGGAGGUGGUGCUGAGGAAGCAGCGGCUCCUCGCCAGCCCGGCCAUGAAGCGCGCCGUGCUGUUCCCGCAGCCGUCGCAGCCCGGGGACGCGUUCCACCAGAUACUCAACGGGCUCGCGCGCAAGCUCCCGCACGGCGACGGCGUCUUCUUGAGGCCCGGGCAGACGGUACUCAACUGGACUGCUGGCCCGCCGGGGGACCUCAAGCCGUGGUAGCUAGCUGGUAGCCGUCGAAUUGCCAUGGCUGAAUGGUGAUGGGCUUGCUGGCCAUCAGCCAAUUGUACAUUUUUUUUCUUUUCUUCCACCAUAGUAGAAGAUAGCUGCGAACUGUUGUGAUGCACGUAUAUCUACAGGCGUUUUAGGACUUGUCCUGCGUAUGUGAAUGUCAUACCCAAAUUUACAGAGAUUA